GGCCAUUCAGAUUCAGUCAGACCGUCACAAGACUUGUCUGGAUUGUCCUUGUGCUUCGUGUUUCUCGCGUAGUUGUCUGAAAAACUUGAACUUCACUCGAGUGGAUUUGGCCGUCAGUUGGUCGGAAACCUAACGAUCCUGCUUUCACUAGUUUCGGGAACGAAAUUUGGUCGUGAUUUCCGCACCGGUUCCGCGUGUAUUUGCAUUUUCUGUCGAGGUGAUUAUCAACCGCGAGUUAGGGAAGGAAAGUUUUCCGAGCAAGGUUUGUUCCUGAAUCAACAUCAGUCAUGAAUAACGAAAUAAGUGAAAAGUAUUGUAUCCUGGUCGUUUGAUACCUCUCUGUAUGUGAUCCUGUUGGUUUUGUGAAGAAGAUAAGUAAAAAUAAAAAAAAAGUGGUAGAAGGAAAAGCCCGAAAAAGCGUCACCACCGAGAGUUAGAAAGAAGUCAUCGAUAAAGUUUCAAAUAAUCCAAAGAAGAAAGCAAUACGCAUAAAACAACGCCGCCAUCAGGAGGGGGCACUAUUGGUGCCGACGAUUGAAUCGAUCCGCCCCGGAGUGUGUGGGUGGUGUGGUGUGGUGCGCGCGUGUGUGUGGUAGGGGCAAGUGUGUGGCAGUGAAACCCAAAGUGUGAACCCCCCCGUCGAAACACUGGAUCUGUAGCCAUUUGUGUACGGUAGGCCAUCGGUAGAAGGCAAACCAUGAACCACCUGCCCGGAUCGUCCCCGCGGUCACCGGCGCCAUCGCCCGAUCCGGAUGUGGACGACGGAAGCAGCAAGAAGCAGGCCACUAGGGUAUUCAAAAAGAGCUCCUCCAACGGAAAAAUAACAGUCUAUCUAGGAAAACGUGACUUUGUGGACCACAUAACGCACGUCGAUCCCAUAGAUGGCGUCGUGCUGAUAGAUCCGGACUACGUGAAAGAUCGUAAAGUGUUCGGACACGUGCUGGCCGCGUUUCGAUACGGGAGAGAAGACUUGGACGUGCUCGGGCUGACGUUUAGGAAAGACUUGUACCUGGCCUCCGAACAGAUCUUCCCACAGCAGGAAACUGACCGGCCGCUAACCCGGCUCCAGGAGCGAUUGAUCCGCAAGCUCGGACCAAAUGCCUAUCCGUUCUACUUCGAAGUGCCGCCACACUGUCCCGCGUCCGUGUCCCUGCAGCCAGCCCCCGGUGACACCGGAAAGCCAUGCGGUGUGGACUACGAGUUGAAGGCCUUCGUCGGCGAGACGCCAGAGGACAAACCGCAUAAGCGUAACUCGGUGCGGUUAGCGAUUAGGAAAAUUAUGUAUGCCCCCUCGAAACUGGGCGAGCAGCCAUCGAUCGAGGUCAGCAAGGAGUACAUACUGAAACCAAAUAAAAUCCACCUGGAGGCGAGUCUGGACAAGGAGCUUUAUCACCACGGCGAAAGCUUAUCGGUGAAUGUACAUAUAGCGAAUAAUUCAAGUAAAACGGUUAAGAAAAUCAAAGUGUCGGUGCGGCAAUUUGCCGACAUUUGUCUAUUUUCGACGGCGCAGUACAAGUGUACCGUGGCGGAAGUCGAGUCAGAGGACGGAUGUCUGGUGGCGCCCGGUUUCACACUGUCCAAAGUGUUUACGCUGACUCCGCUGUUGGCCAACAACAAAGACAAAUGGGGCCUAGCACUCGACGGGCAGCUGAAGCACGAGGAUACCAAUCUGGCCUCCAGCACGUUGUCUCGCAACAUGGUCGAUGGCAAAUAUAGAAUUGCCGAUCCUUCCCAGCGGGAGAACCUUGGCAUUAUUGUGCAGUAUAAAGUAAAGGUUAAGCUGUGCAUUACGCCGUUGGGCGGUGACCUGGUGGCGGAGCUGCCGUUCAUCCUAAUGCACCCGAAACCGGAUGACGACGAGCCGCUAAUAGGGGACCGAUCGCCAGGUCGGACGAUUGGCAACGCAGACAAGCUGCAUCCGGGAGGGGCCGGCGCUGGAACCGGUGCCGGGGAUCUGAACAAGAACAACACCAACCGAGGCGACGCUGGCAAAGAGGACGGUCCCAAUCUGAUCCAACUGGAUGGCGAUGACAACUGUCAAGAUGACGACAUAAUCUUCGAGGAUUUUGCUCGGUUACGUUUGAAAGGUGCUGAAACGGAAGCCUAAUAAAUGGAGGGGAAAACGUUGUUGAACUACACCCGAGUUGGAAAUUUAAAUUUCGCAAACAAAUGAUUGCACGCGCGCACGUGUUCUGUCUGUGUGUGUGAGAGAAUGCUCCAAGCUGAGCGACAGUUGCCGUGGUAACAGCGACAAAACAACCUUAUUUGUAUUCUCUGUAUGGUGUAGUAGUAGAUGUAAGAGCAGUGCAGUCCCAAUCCGGCAAGCAUGUAGUUAGAGUAGUAUGGGUGUAAGCGCGUGCAUCAUUUUUAAGCUGUACCGGAAGCCACAAAACUAGAUGCGAGUGGAUGGAGGAGCGGUUUUUUUUAAUUCUCGGCAAUAUAAGUAACGUUGGUAGCUUAAAGUGUAAAAUAAUUAGUAGCAGCAGUUACGCGAAAGAUCAUUUUAACGGAAACAGGAGUCGACAACACACAACUACAGAUGCGCAGAGGGAUGAGAAUAAUCAUAUUUAUAGCAUUUACGAAACAGGCCGUGCCCGCUUCGCUCACAUUAAUAACAACUGUUAGUCAAAACUGCAAACAAACAAAAAAUUUCGUCGUCUCAUUUUAAAUAGGCUACACUAAAAAAAUCCGCAGAUCAUUUUUUUUAAAUUUUUUUAAAUCAUGCGUCAGUACAUAUUUUAUUGCAUAUAAAAUCACACAUAUGGAUAAUAUACUUAUAGAAUGUAUGUAUCCAAAAAAAUUAAAUGCCAUUUCGUUAUCCUCAUUGCAAUAAUCCAUGUGCAGACUCAUGAAUAUGAUGCGGAUUUUUUUGCCAGUGUAAAACAGCCCUGCCAUUGGGAGGAAAAGUAGUUCCAUGACAAAUUGAUACUGUAUAAUUAGCGAUGUUUUAAAUGUUUUUUGAAAAUAGCUAAACGCUACCUACUUGAUAAUUAUUUGAGGUUCAGGUUCCGCAGACUGCGUGGGUGGCGAUGAGCAGCCAUUGGGCGAGUUGAAGGGAUAAGACUUUUAUGUACUGCACAGGCCACGUCGGUCUUUGUCUAAAAAUGUAACUGAAGUGCAGGUUUAGAUAUUUGAUUAUCCACGCAUUCGACACAAUUUGAUUUUCUAAGUUUUAAAAGAUUUAGCAAUACGUUGCAACUUUUAAAAUCUUCAAAUUUUUUACCUCUCCCAAACUAUUUCAAACGCAAUCCAACCGGUCAAGAGACGAGCUAUUACUAUCCCAUUCAAUUCCCCUACUUGAUUAUAACUGUACAUAUAUAUGUUUCGACCUCAGCCGUAAGAUUGUUGUAUCAAGUCAAGUACAAAACACUGAAGACGACAUUACGAACACUGUUGUGGUCGAAGCACUCGUCUGUUAUGUAGUAAUCAAUGAAGUAAGAGAUUCCAUUAAAAAAAAUAAUACUUUUCUAUUCAUUUGAAUCUCGUUUUACAGUUUUACAGCAGAGUUGAAAACUUUGUAAAAUUAAUCAAGAUGUCUUUAAAAAAUAUUUUCCUUUGCAUAAUUUCCUUGAACCCUCUUGUUCUCCCAAUGGUAGCUGCCAGAGUUCCGUUAGCGUAUGUAGGAAGCAUAUUGAAAACCAUAUUUUGAUACGAUUCCCUUAUUUAUUAAUGUUAUUUUGUCUGUUUUUAGUGUAAGUAUGCCAGUUUCUUUCUAGCUUCUAUUUAUUAUCGAUUAGUUUUUGUUUCUACCCAGCAAGAUUUCUAAUAUAUUCAUUUAUCGUUUCUAGGCAAUAAAAAGUAAAAAAUAGAAAGCUUAGGGCGGUUAUUCGUGAACACAGCAUAUAGUAGGUAAUCCAUGCACAUUAAAACACCAGUUAAAGACCAAGUUCUAUUGCUAAAUCCUACAUGUUUCGUAUUUUUGAUAAGAAAAAUAAAGUACUGGGUCUAAUACUGUCACUCUUACACCACAUGUUCAGUUCAUCAAUUUAUUUUCAGUAUUUAGUUGAAAUACAAUUGAUUGCUCUAGUGUUGGAUUCCACGGGAAACAUUGACACAGAAGCAGUUUCACCCCCCAUAGCAGCGGAUCCUAAGCUUGCUGUAGAUUAUUUUUCUAUUACUGCUAGGCAUUAUGGGGCAUCGCAUAAACACUUACACUGGCGCACACACAAUUAGGCACAAAAUUAGUUUCACUCCAACAUAAAGUGGAAAAGAAUCUAUAGAAAUAUGGCUGUUGUUAAAUUAUAAAGAACACUGAUUUAGGAACAGAUAGGAAACGAUUUCAAUUUUUCGAACUAGCAAACAAACGGAAAUGGCUUCCAAUUGUUUGUGUUGCUUGAGGGAUGAGAGGAAACAAACAAGAUCGAAACUUUUUGUCCAAAAGUUUUGUUCGGACUGAUUGACGAUGCGACCAGGAAGUGCAUACAAAAAUACGCUUCGGAAGGAAUAAAAGUUCUAUAUUUUAAAAUAAGGUGGACAAAUUUUAGGAAGUUUUACACUGAUAACAUAUUCGAUGUUCAAACAAAACUGUUGGAUAUUUCAUAUUUCGUGGUGUUUAUUUUUGUUUCACGUUACUCAUAAGAAGAACCCCUUUAAACGUGCAACAAUUUAAAUGUCUAAACGGUUCCCAUUAUAGAAAAUAUAUAUAUGUGCGAACUUUCUAAAAAAAUAAAUUCGUUGUUGUAUCUAUCUAGGUAUAAAUUCAUAACACAUUGGUUUCGUAUCAUCAACCACCUUUUUUGUUUCACAUGCGAAGCGCAUAGUUGCACAAAAAUAAUGAAACAAUAUUAAAAAGUCCAUUGAAGUGAAAAAAACUGAGGCACUGUGUAAUACCAAGAAAAACAAACUGAAAUAAUUAGAGCCAACGAAUUUAUUUGUAGGCAAAUUUAUCGCAAAAAAAACUUUCAUACUCUAGCUCUUUGAAAUGUCCAACCAAUUAUUGAAUAAUCUAUGUCUUCUUUUUAAAAUUAAAACAUCUCUUCGUACUAACCUCUUAACCGUCAUCAAACGUAAGCAGAGUCACCACAGUAACAAUGGCAAUCCAUUAUCAAAAGAAAAAAUAAAUUCCAAACAGUUAAACCAAAUUAGAUUUUGCGUUAGCCCUGUUCGCACUGAACGGAUUUCACUUAGAUGGACAUUCUGAGUCUUACCACCACAUCAAAACAUUAUAUCCACCACAUAGGAAAUCGUGCAUUCAUGGAAUGUCUGAAAUAACUUCGUAAAAAUGUAAAAAUCUGUAUCUGAAUCAAAUUCAACCUUGAAAAUAGAAACUCCUCUUUGGGAAGGUAAACCAUCAAGAAUAGGGAAUCAAUUAACCAACAAACCCACAGAUGCUGUAACGAAAUCAUACAAUAACAAUAUAACAAAAUGGAAACUUAGAAAUCGAAUAAAAACCGGCAGAUUGAUAAGGAAUAUGUAGAAAAGCAAACAGACACACCCAUGCCCACAAAUAAAAAAAAAGCAUAAAUGUAUUAACUGACUGUAAGAUGUAUAUUAGUUAAAGGAAAAUAUAAUGGGGGAAAUAUGAAUUUUAGUGCAGAUAUGGGAAUGUACUUUACAACUUAUCCGGUCUGUUCGGGAGUUGCAGCUGCAGUUGUAGCAGGAACGAAAAAAAAACGGGUCAACAGGACUCGCCGGUGAAGGACAGGGGGUUUGAAAAUGUUAUACACAUCUAUGAAAGGGCGAACCCUUGGAAGGGGGAGCAAGUCAUUGUACUAUUAUUAUUAGGUAACUGCUAUAUAUGAUUUUUUUUAUGAUUAUAAUGAUGGAUGAAAACAAAGGAUAUAGAAAACUGGAAAAUACAGAAAAAACGAGAUCGCAGAAAGAAACAAAAUAACAGUUUAACAAAAUAUAAUUUGGUGUAAAAAAUAAAUCAAA
Armigeres subalbatus is the source of this 5874-nucleotide messenger RNA. RefSeq names its product beta-arrestin-1 (gene krz). The transcript is spliced from 11 exons. The record is from RefSeq and is a predicted model, not a curated record. Gene Ontology annotation, molecular function: G protein-coupled receptor binding. Gene Ontology annotation, cellular component: cytoplasm. Bases 698 to 2107 code for a protein of 469 amino acids. Gene Ontology annotation, biological process: G protein-coupled receptor internalization; signal transduction. NCBI's taxonomy places the organism in Eukaryota, Metazoa, Arthropoda, Insecta, Diptera, Culicidae.